Molecule: messenger RNA, 3011 nt
Organism: Centrocercus urophasianus (Greater sage-grouse)
Lineage: Eukaryota; Metazoa; Chordata; Aves; Galliformes; Phasianidae
Gene: WDR36
Product: WD repeat domain 36
Exons: 23
Coding region: 1-2673 (890 amino acids)
Biological process (GO): rRNA processing
Cellular component (GO): Pwp2p-containing subcomplex of 90S preribosome; small-subunit processome
Molecular function (GO): protein binding
Source: RefSeq, a predicted model, not a curated record
AUGGCGGCGGACCGGGGAGCGUUGUUCGCCGGGUUUCGCGCGCUCGGCCGCUACUCCAGCCACGUCCCGCACGUUCUGCGCUACCACGGCCGACACCGUGAGUUCUACGUGGCCACCGCGGUCGGGCGCAGCGUCCACACCUACAACGUGAAGAAGCUUGGUAUUGUUGCAGUGAGCAAUGCUUUGCUACAGGACAUUACUUGUUUGGCAGCAGACCGAAUGUUGAUAUUUGCUUCAUAUGGCGAUGUUUUCCAUGCUAUUGCCAGGAACAAAGAGGUAGUACAUACCUAUGAAGGUCACAAGGCAAGAAUACACCUUCUGCAGCCUUUUGGUGAUCACAUUAUCUCUGUGGAUAUUGCUAAUGUUCUGAUUGUUUGGGAUAUACAGUCAGAAGAGGAAUAUCUUCAAGUGGUUUUUGAUAAGGCCACUUUUGCAGUUUCUACAAUUCUGCAUCCAAGCACCUAUUUGAAUAAAAUUCUCCUUGGGAGUGAACAAGGUGGCUUGCAGCUGUGGAAUAUAAGAUCCAACAAACUCUUGUACUCGUUUCCAGGAUGGGGCUUGGGGAUCACAGCUCUCGCACAAGCCCCAGCAGUAGAUAUUAUUGCAGUCGGUCUUGUAUCUGGUCAUAUCAUUAUACAUAAUAUUAAGUUUGAUGAAACUCUUAUGAAAUUCCAACAAGACUGGGGCCCCAUCACAGCAAUAUCUUUUCGUACAGAUGGACACCCAGUAAUGGCAGCUGGUAGCCCAGUUGGUCACAUAGCUUUGUGGGAUCUAGAAGAGAAGAAACUGAUGAGUCAAAUGCGCAAUGCACAUUCCACAGCAGUAGCUGGUAUGUCAUUUGUCCCUGGAGAACCACUUCUUAUUACUAAUGGCGCUGAUAAUGCUAUAAGGGUGUGGAUUUUUGAUGGACCCGGUGGUACCGGACGUGUACUGAGAAGCCGAAUGGGACAUAGUGCACCACCAACAAAAAUCAGAUACCAUGGGCAAAAUGGAGAGCAAAUCCUUAGUGCAGGUCAAGAUGGAACAUUGCAGUCUUUUUCAACAGUGCAUGAAAGAUUCAAUAAAAGUUUAGGACGUGGUUCAAUUAACAAAAAGAAAUCAAAAAAGAAGGGUCUUCAGCAUGAUACAAUGGCACUUCCACCAAUUACAGCCUUUGCUUCAGAGGUGGCUCAUCAGAAUGACUGGGAUGGUAUUGUUGCUUGUCAUCAAGGGUAUAUAACCUGUACAACCUGGAACUAUCAGAAAACUUCUAUGGGAACUCAUAAACUGAGGCCAGAAGAAUUUAGCAAAAACAAGCCUAUUGAUAUAUAUGCAACAGCUGUUGAUAUUACCACCUGUGGGAACUUUGCUGUAAUUGGGAUGUCAACAGGACAAGUGGAUGUGUAUAACAUGCAGUCUGGCAUUCACAGAGGGCGCUAUGGCAGAGAAAGAGCUCAUGAGGGGCCUAUUAGAGGGGUAGCAGUGGAUGGAUUAAACCAGUUGACAAUCACAGCUGGAAGUGAUGGAUUAAUUAAAUUUUGGAAAUUCAAAGCUAAAGAUCUAGUUCACUCUACUGAUCUUUCUUCUUCUCCAAGUGGAAUUCUGCUUCACAGAGAUAGUGGCAUUCUAGGAAUUGCCUUUGAUGACUUCAGCAUUAGUGUUUUGGAUAUAGAAACCUGGAAGAUUGUCAGGAAGUUCUCAGGACACCACGGACGUAUUAAUGACAUGACUUUCAGUCCUGAUGGUCGUUGGCUAAUAACUUCAUCAAUGGACUGUACUAUUAAGACUUGGGACCUUCCCUCUGGAUGCCUCAUAGAUUGCUUUCUGCUAGACUCUGCAGCAGUGAGUCUUACUAUGUCUCCUACAGGAGAUUUUCUAGCUUCAGCCCAUGUGGAUGAUCUUGGAAUUUAUUUGUGGUCCAACCGUUCUUUAUAUUCACUCGUCUCUUUACGGCCCCUUCCAGCAGACUUUGAGCCUUCUGUGGUAACACUCCCUGGCACCUGCCCUCUGCAAGAUGUGGAUGUUGCAGAAGGUGAAGACCAAUGUGAUGAGAUGGUAGAGUAUGACUCACCAGAGCAACUGGGGGAACAGCUGGUAACUCUGUCCUUACUACCUGAAUCAAGAUGGAAGAAUCUCCUCAGUCUUGAUGUUAUCAAGAAAAAAAAUAAACCAAGAGAACCACCAAAGGUUCCCAAGUCAGCCCCUUUCUUCAUCCCCACGGUUCCUGGUCUUAUUCCCCGAUAUGCUGCUCCAGAGCAAGAAAAUGAUACACAGUCAAAGGUAGUAAAUAUUGGAGUACUGGCACAGAAAUCUGAUUUCUACGUUCGUUUGGAAGAAGCCCUGAGCACUAAUGAAUAUACAGCUCCACUUAAUUUGCUGAAAGACUUGGGACCAUCUAGUAUUGAGAUAGAGCUGAGGAGUUUGGCCCCUGAGGGUGGUGGUUCCCUGGAGGUGAUGCUAAGCUUUUUGAGAAUGAUUGGGAUGAUGCUGAACAAGAAGUACAACUUUGAACUUGCUCAAGCGUACCUUGCGCUGUUUUUAAAGUUACAUCUUAAGAUUAUUUCAUCAGAGUCAAGCCUCCUGGAAGAAAUAUCUGGACUGUCAACGCAACUUGAGGAAACCUGGAUUCAUUUGCAGACUCUUUUCAAUCAGAGUCUGUGUGUGCUAACAUAUAUGAAAAGUGCUUUGCUAUAAAAUAUUUAAGAGUUUUGACUGCAUAAAACCUCAGAAAAAUAGUACAACUUUUUUUUGCCAAAGUUACUGAAUUCCAAGAUUUAUCCUGGAAGUUCUGAUGCUGCAUUUUAUAUGUCUGUCUAGGACGGAGUGUUUUAGAACAUAAGGAAUAUGCACACACUCCCUGAACUCUUGACAGGUUGGGCCGUAUCCCCUGCCCUGGGGAACCUGUUCCAUGCCUGUCGACCUCUGCUGAAGAACUUUCUCCUAACCCCCCCACUGUUGUCCCCAGUGAAGUUCUAUGUCAUUCCCAAGGGAGAAAUGAUUUAAAAUAAAAAAAUGGGAGUAUAUUUUCUGUA